AUGCAAUGGAAAGAGGCAAUUACUUGUGGACAAUCCGAGUUUUCUCUUGACGAGAAGCCGAUUUUCAUCUCGUCUCCAGGUUUUCCUAAAAUAGCCAUGACCGAUUCCAUUCAAAAUCUACCCCCACCGCCAGCUUAUGAUGAAAUUGACAAAACCACCGAAUAUUUUCCGGCAGGCCCUGGUGGAGCUCGAUUUCAACAAAAUCAAUUUCACCCACCCCCACCUUUUGAUCCACCAUCAAAUGUUUCCACACAAGUGAUCAUCCUUGAACAUCGAGCCAUCACUGAACCGGACUACUUGACACCCCGUCAGAAGCUAAUAUUGAUCAUUUUGAUGUUCAUUCCAAUUACUUGGCCAUUUUUGGGUAUCCUUCUAAUGAUUUUGGCUUGUAAAGGAGAUCAAAAUGGGAAAUUUAUGAGAAGACCUUUCAUUCAUGGACUUUUUCUUAUCAAUCUCACAUUAAACGGUCAGAGAGAAGCCCGCUUUCCCAUGACGGGGAAAGCGACGAACUCGCUCUUCUCAAAAAGAAGCUGGAAGCAUGUCAGAACAGCAUUGACAGCGUGGCCCAAGAGAUGCUCACAAUGU
Molecule: messenger RNA, 585 nt
Organism: Mesorhabditis belari
Lineage: Eukaryota; Metazoa; Nematoda; Chromadorea; Rhabditida; Rhabditidae
Source: the annotation of a GenBank genome assembly